AUGAGUUCCCAGACAGAAGUAAUCCGGCCAUGCGGCAACAUGGAAAAGUACUCAACAGCCCGACACUCCCUCGGCCUCUACCGCUGCGUCGCCGUCACCGGCCGCUACGCACUCCCACCAGGAGUCUCAACCCUCGACCAAGCACAGUCAAUUCUCCAAGACGCCGUCGCACAGGUCAUUGCAGAGCAACCCUUCAUGCAGGUCGGCAUCGCCGACGAAGACAAACAGACAGCCUCGUUCGUGCGCGUGCCACAAAUCAACUUGUCAAACCAUAUUCAGUGGUUCGGUCCGUCCCACCCCGGCUCCGGCUCCGGCUCCAGCCCCGAUUCCAGCGCCGGUGCCAGCGGUCCGGAUGCAACCCUCUGCAAACACCUAUCCCACCAACACGACCAGCUCUGGCCCGAGGUAGACCAGCGUCCACCAUGGAAGAUCUCUAUACUCCCAAUCCAAACCUCACCUGGUAAACCAGUAGCAGAGAUCGAAGUCAUCUACUUCUUCCACCACGCAAUCAGCGACGGCACAAGCGGCUCCAUCUUCCACAAACGCCUCCUCCACGCCCUAAACAACCCUUCCACCAUCCAACAUCUCCAAACCACCAUCCUCACCCUCCCAACCCCUCCAACGCUCCCCCUCCCACAAGAAAACCUCGUCAACAGCCACAUCUCUUGGCCCUACUUCCUUCGCGAACUAUGGUCCGCCUUCGGCCCUGCCUGGCUCAAACCGAAGCCAGCCGCGAAACCAUGGACGGGCGAAGCGGUACACCUCGACACGCCCUUUCAUACAAACGUCCGCAUCGUCACCCUCGAGGCCAGAACAGUCGCCGGCCUGCUAUCUGCGUCCCGCGCAAAGGGUCUAACGCUGACGCCCCUCAUCCACGCGCUGGUAGCAGCCUCCCUCGCGCGACAUAGCCCUGCCGAGACAGCACCGUCAUUUGAACCGUCUUCCGCCAUCAGCAUGCGCCGCUUCGUGCAGGACGCAAGUCUCGAUAUCGAUAAUACAAUGUGUGUUCUCGUUACGUCGACGAAUCAUCCCAUCUCCACGACCCUCACCACCGCACUCCGCGAACCUGCCUCCUUGGGCCCAAAUCUCGAAGACGCAAUCUGGGCCGUCGCAGCCUCCAUCAAAGGAGACCUCCAAACUCGGCUAACAAGCCUACCCAACGACGACAUCACGGCAAUGCUCCGCUACGUAAGCGACUUCCGCGACUUUUUCAGAAAAAAGGAUGGUAAGGCGAGGGGAAAUAGUUGGGAGGUGAGUAACCUGGGCGCCAUGAACGGCAGCACCACCACCACCACCACCAACAACAACAAAGACAACACCAGCGACAACCGCGGCGGCAGCAACAAUCACAGUCAGGGCGAGGAUAAGAACAACGGCCAGGACUGGAAACUAACCCGCGCCGUCUUCUCCCAAUCCGCCGGCACAGUCGCCCAAGCCUUCUGCGUCAACGUCGCCGGCAUCGCUGGCGGAGCGACGACGAUCACGGUGACGUGGAACGAGGCUAUUACCGAGACGGAGGUUGUCGAGGCGUUGGUUGGUGAUUUGGAGGUGUGGACGCGGAAGCUUGCCGAGGGUGGGAGCUUGUGA
Colletotrichum fioriniae is the source of this 1587-nucleotide messenger RNA. RefSeq names its product Alcohol acetyltransferase (gene ATF1). Gene Ontology annotation, molecular function: N-acetyltransferase activity. The record is from RefSeq and is a predicted model, not a curated record. Lineage: Eukaryota; Fungi; Ascomycota; Sordariomycetes; Glomerellales; Glomerellaceae.